CACRAAGCWUUUUUGGRAWUGAAGCAACAGGGACGAGAAAUUUCKAAUGUGUCAGAAGCCAGGCAGAAUUUCUCAACGUCUCAMAAUCAAUCACCAAAAAAACACUCGUGUAUUUCCAUUCAUACACCUCCAGUGUGAAGAUUGAUUCGCUYUCACAAUAUUGCACAGCCAAAACACGGUUGAAAGGUAGUGAGAAAACGAAGAAAGAAAACAUUCGCUCAUACAGAACAAAUAAAUCUCAACACAAAAAGUAAAAUCAUUCUGAAAUUUUUGCAAUAUCGUAUGAUGAUUCUAAAUCCAAACAUGUUGCRAGAUGGUAUCAUUCCAAUAAAGGGAUCUAUAGAUCUUAAGAMAUCAAAUGCUAUCACGACRAAAUUACAACAGAAAUACAAGUAUAAAUAUAAGAUGAACUUCGAUUCACAAUUGAAACAAUACAGUGGUAAUAACCUWUUGUUCGGUACUGAACUAGCAGGAAGAAUCCAAAGAGACGACCACKKYAAACYUUCGCCUUCAAGCUCACGKUCUCUCGGCAGCCUGGAUUUUUCGCACUCCCCUCUUUCCCAGGGGAAGAGCAGCGACUUCGGUGGGUCCGUUCUUGAUCUGAGUCCCAAGCCAAGUGAGGCCCGCAAUCGCCAACGAAGUGUUUCGGACUUGACAGCGACUCCACCGCGACAUGCAAACACAGCCAAAAUUCCUACACACUUGUUUUCGCUUCACUCUCCAACGAAGACCGACAGCAGAAACGAUAGUACAAUGAGAAUACCUCUACCGUAUUCGUUUCCAAACCAUCCAUCCCCAMCGACAUCUCCAAAGCUGCUGAAAGCAUUAAACAACGCGGAACAAGAAUACAGAAUGCUUCUUCRACAUUCUGGAGCAAGGAUAGGAAGCAACUAUGGGACCUCACAGUUUGCUGGUCGGCAACAAAAACUUAAAGCUCCACUAUCUUCCCUGCCAAGUUCAAUCACAACUUCCAAGAUGGAUAAUUCUUCCGAGUCUGGAAGACCCAAAAGGGGGAGAUAUGAUGAGCCCCAUGACCUCUCGAAGUUGUCUCCGCUCAAAAAACGGAGAUUCUCUAAUCCAGUUCAACGACGUCUCGUGGACCUAGAGCUGAAGCGAAUCCAAGCUCAAGAGCAGGAAGCAAAACAKCACGAACCUCAAAACAACCUACCGAGAAGGAUAUCGAUGACUGCACCAAAUUUGCUGAUGAAACUCAAGCAUUCCUCGAGAACAAACAUUUCGGAYUCGGGGAGUAGCAUUGGUCUUUCGACUCCUCGAAGCCCACAACUAGCUGCCACCUCAAAAAAUCAUCUUGAAAUGAAACAGAAAUACCUCAAAAGUGCGGAUGCGAAUCUGAAGGCURCAAGCCAAUGGUCGAAACCCAAAGUGAAUCGCACAAAACCUGCUGCCAGUAGUAGCAACAAUUGGGCUGGAACGCAGAAAAUGGUGUUUGUGACCAGUGGAUUCCCCUUGCCACCAUUGAGCAACACUGGUUCUGCGAAAGAAAAAUCGAUUUGCUCAACCGGCCUCMUUCGAAACAGAGUAAAGGCCAACAUUGAUACCUUUAARGAUUUCAACCGAGACAACAGCAGCAAGAGGUUUGWUKUAGAUAAGGYACCUUCGCUGACAUCGUUUGGUCGCAAAUGGRAYCAAAUGGCCAAMCGAAACGUGCACAUUAACGAACACAAGAUAAGCAAGUCGGAACAGGAUAUGCUGCUGCGUGAGUCGUUUGGCAGGGCAAUCACACGUCGGCCAGACGAAUAUAUGUCAAGAAAAUAUAGACGCUGUUGAUUAAUUUUCAUAUUGUAAAAUGCUUUAGGGAGAGUCUAGUAAAUGGUAAUGGUUACC
Pseudo-nitzschia multistriata is the source of this 1845-nucleotide messenger RNA. NCBI's taxonomy places the organism in Eukaryota, Bacillariophyta, Bacillariophyceae, Bacillariales, Bacillariaceae. The record is from the annotation of a GenBank genome assembly.